Lindgomyces ingoldianus is the source of this 1914-nucleotide messenger RNA. Its product is annotated as mannitol-1-phosphate 5-dehydrogenase. The coding region runs from base 370 to 1557 and encodes 395 amino acids. The transcript has a single exon. Gene Ontology annotation, biological process: mannitol catabolic process. Gene Ontology annotation, molecular function: mannitol-1-phosphate 5-dehydrogenase activity. Lineage: Eukaryota; Fungi; Ascomycota; Dothideomycetes; Pleosporales; Lindgomycetaceae. Gene Ontology annotation, cellular component: cytosol. The record is from RefSeq and is a predicted model, not a curated record.
CUGCGGGGUACUCCUGCUCCAGGCCAGCUCACUCACCGUGCCCCCAACGCCCACGGACUCCUUCACAGGUCGCCGCACACUGUCCUCUAGUCCGACCAAGUAAGCCUCAUAUUUUUGCUUUAAAUUGUUUGUCCCGGAGCCUCGCUCGCCCUCACCUCGUCUCUCUACCUCCUUCCCCUUCCCACCAGAGCUCCUUCCCGUCCUCACUCACACCUGCCAGGCCCAAUUCGCCUGAACAAAUUUCCCUUGAAUAAAUCUCCCUCUCCCUCUCCCUCUGCUUCUCCCUAGGGCUUCCUCCCGGCCAAUUCCUCGACCCAUUCACACGCCACUUAGCCUCUCCCCUGCAACACGUCACCAGCCAGCCACACGAUGUCUUUCACUAAGAAGGCCGUCCACUUCGGCGGCGGCAACAUUGGCCGUGGUUUCGUUGCCGAGUUCCUGCACAACUCGGGCUUCGAGGUCGUGUUCGUCGAUGUCAUGGACAGCAUCAUCGACGCCCUCCAGAAGAACACGUCGUACACGGUGACCGAGAUCGGCGAGGACGGCGAGCGGACCUUCACCAUUGACCACUACCGCGCCAUCAACAGCAAGUACGAGCUACCCAAGGUUGUCGAGGAGAUUGCCUCUGCCGACGUCGUCACCUGCGCCGUUGGCCCCAACAUCCUCAAGUUUAUCGCCGAGCCCGUGGCCAAGGCCAUUGAGGCCCGAACCCUCGACUACCCCCUUGCCGUCAUUGCUUGCGAGAACGCCAUCAAUGCCACCAACAAAUGGCGGGGUUUUAUCGAGACCUACAUCGAGGACAAGCUCAACAAGGAUACCCUGAAGGACAUGGACAAAAAGGCGCGCUACGCCAACUCGGCCAUUGACCGCAUUGUCCCCCACCAAGACCCCGAUGCGGGCCUCAAUGUCAAGAUCGAAAAGUUUUUCGAGUGGUGUGUUGAGCAUAAGCCCUUCGCCGGUGCUAUCCAGCCCGAAAUCAAGGGCGUCCACUUUGUCGACGACCUGCAGCCGUACAUCGAGCGCAAGUUGUUCACCGUCAACACUUCCCACGCCACGGCUGCCUACUACGGCUACCAGCGUGGCAAAGCAACCAUCCACGAUGCCAUGACUGACAAGGAUAUCCAUGACAUUGUGCGUGACGCUCUCAAGGAGACAGCCCACCUCAUCACCAACAAGCACGAGAUCACCACCCAGGAGCAGAGCGAGUACGUCGAGAAGAUUAUUGAGCGCAUUUCGAACCCCGCCUUGGAAGACAAGGUUGAGCGUGUCGGCCGUGCCCCGCUUCGAAAGCUCUCCCGCAAUGAGCGCUUCAUUGCACCCGCUGCCCAUCUGGUCGAGAUGGGUGACAGCUGUGAGCACCUCCUAGGUGCGGUAGAGAUGGCCCUCCGCUUCCAGAACGUUGAGGGCGACGACGAGUCUUUCGAGCUUGCCAAGAUCCUCAAGGAGAAGUCCGCCGAGGAUGCGACCAAGCAGAUCACCGGUUUGGAUGAGUCACACGGCCUGUACGCCAUGGUCGUACCGAUCGUCGCCAAAGUCCAGAAGAGCGCUUCUCUGUAAGGGAAUCAACAAGCUCAAUGUACAAUUGUUUGGAGCAUUGGCCUCCAUCUGUUAGAGGGACUUUGCAACUAGACUGGGGUAUAUACCGGGAAGUGAAAAGCGUGGUCGGUACAGCGGUGCAGGUCAUCAUGGAUCUUCUCCGCCGGACGGACGGCUUCCUUCAUGUCACAAUAAAAGAUUGACGAAUGGGACACGAUUGAUGAUUCCCCGUUUUCUUGCAUAUUUUUGGUGAUUCUUCGUUGUUACGCCUGUGAUCCACGUCUCACCGCUGUUGUGGGCGGAUGAUGGCGUCGUGAAUCAACAUCCUGGCUGCCUCUUAGACCCUGUUAGUUAAUCUCCUCUGUAUUCAAAUGCCAC